Molecule: messenger RNA, 2010 nt
Organism: Schizophyllum commune H4-8
Lineage: Eukaryota; Fungi; Basidiomycota; Agaricomycetes; Agaricales; Schizophyllaceae
Exons: 8
Coding region: 1-2010 (669 amino acids)
Source: RefSeq, a predicted model, not a curated record
AUGACGCUCGGCAAGUGGGCGAAUACUGACUGGCCCAGUAUCUCGUACAACAAGAAUGGCUCUUAUGCCUACCUCGAGGCGGACUGCCUCGCUACCUCAGUAAGAGACGACAUCAGCGAUCUUUACAGUCGCAGCGAAUUCAUUCUGGCUCCGACAUACAAGACGUACCUUGAAAUGAUGAAGUCCAUAGAUAUGGGGGGCAUCAAAAGGCGUAAAGAGAACGACCUGACGCCUCGUCGUCCAAUGAGUUCGGGCUUAUAUCGAUACAUCUACAUCCCGUGCACCGACGCCGCCCGCGCUCUCCAGGCAAAGUAUAAUCUGCAGCCUCAGACGCAAGAGGACCUGAACUAUGGCAUCUCACCGCUCAAUGGUCAACCGUAUCCCGUCGGAAGCGAUCAGUUCCCUGUCGUCGAGUGUCACACGCAUCCCUUUUCCAUAUGCAUGCUCGCGUACAACCAGCUGCGCAGCCGAUGCACGACGCUGACAGGCCAAUGGCUUGCCCUCACCGGUCGCAUCAUGGACUUGCGAUUCAACAAGGACGCCAUUCCUCCCCUUUGGUUCAUCAACUCGCCGAAAGUCGACGAAGAUGACGUGGAGCUCUCGCCCGACGAAGCAAGCGGCUACGACCCAGUCCCCUCGUCCGGCGAAUACGCUAUCGAGCCGACCACUAUCCUCCGCGAACCCAAAAUCCCCGACACCGACCCCCGAAAAGCGGUCGCCGACUGGGCAUGCAACAAGAUAGACCCCAAAGCGCCGCCCCCGCCAGAGACACCGCCGCGCAUAGAGUACAAGCUGCGGCGCUCUGUCCGUAUCCGGCGCAAGGCGUGUCCAUACGGCCCGCCCUCUCCUUGUCGAAGCGGUCCGCCGCCGUCGCCAACACGCCAUGUCCCUCGCGCGCUUGCCACUUGCCGCCGAGACCUCAGACGAGUGCCCCCGGCGUGGGUCGGGCGCAAUGGACGCUUUCCGACGCACAACUUCUCGAGCAACGACUGGUCGUUCUUCUGCUAUGGCUUGAAUUUGGCGUACACGCCGCCAUCUGGGGUCCGGUCGCGUGGUAUUCGCUACCGUAUGACGACCCACCACAUGGAGCGCCUCCAUACGCCCACUGGGCAUGACGCCUACCCGAAUAUCGACCGGCUAUCCGCGAGGCGCGACCUCUACGAUUUACCACAGACGUACUUAGCUGCCCGCUUAUCCCUCCAGAGGCUGCAGCGGCCGAUAAAUCGAUUACUGCGCUGGCCGCAAAAGCCGGAGAGCGAACGAUGCAUCGUUUCGUCGACCAAUGUCUGCAAAGAAGACUUGAACGGUGGUAUCAGUCCGGUGCACAACAAGCCCUUUCUCGAAGGGUCCGAUCAAUUCCCUGUCAUUGAAAGUCUUGCGCACCCGUUCUCGAUCUGCUCCUGGGCGGACACUCGAUUCUGGCGAAGAUCCACGUCGCUCACCUCGCAGUGGCAUGUUCUAUCGUCGCGUAUCGUCAACCAUUGGCUGUACAAGCAGAUCAAGCCUCCAGCGUGGUUCGUCGAUGCUGCUAGCUACCUGAGGGACGACGAGGACCUCACACCUUCUGAGGCGACUGGUUAUAUCAUCUCCCAUCCCCCACACGUCGCGCGCGAUCACGUCGAGAUCCUCAAGGACGUUACUAUCGAAGAGGAUAACUACUGCAAAAAGUGCGCCAAAUGGGCAUCGAGCAUACCUCCCAAUGCGCCACCUCCCAAGGAGGACCCUCCUCAGUCUGUCUACCGCGAGCGCCGUUCGAUACGCAUCGCAAAGCGUGUUCAUCCGUAUCACCGCCCGCCCCAAUCAUCUCCGCCCGACGUAGACUGCUCUGGCCCGCUCCCAUCGCCAACACGCAAGAGUCGCCGGGCGCUGCAGACGUGCAAGCGCGACCCCAUCAAGAAUCCGCCGUCGUGGGCAGCGCGGAACGGGAGUUACCCCACGCAAAAUUUUUGCAGCAACGACUGGGCGUACUUCAGGUACAAUGUCUAUCUCGCCUCGUUCGCCGGCAGGUAG